This is a messenger RNA of Pistacia vera, 619 nucleotides long. Its product is annotated as 21 kDa protein-like. The transcript has a single exon. The record is from RefSeq and is a predicted model, not a curated record. Lineage: Eukaryota; Viridiplantae; Streptophyta; Magnoliopsida; Sapindales; Anacardiaceae. Bases 1 to 612 code for a protein of 203 amino acids. Gene Ontology annotation, molecular function: enzyme inhibitor activity. Gene Ontology annotation, biological process: negative regulation of catalytic activity.
AUGGAAGGUUCAAUUGCAAAACACUUACUCAACUCUUUUCUCAUUCUACUAGCCAUUACUUCAUUCAUAAACUCAAGCUCAGCCGAUACUCGAUUCUACUACCCCGUGCCUCCUAAAAGCGUUAGCACAGAGUUCAUUAAAACAUCUUGUAGCUCUACAACUUAUCCCAGACUUUGCUAUACCUCGCUUGCUGGGCAAGCGGGCUUAAUCCAAACUAGUCCUAAGCUCCUUGCCCAUGCAGCCCUUAACGUGACUCUUGCAACGGCUAAAUCAACUUCGGCGGUCAUGUUAAAGCUGUCGAAAGGCUCCGGGAUGAACCCUAGAGAGGUGGAAGCCAUGCAAGAUUGCCUAGAGGAGCUGAGUGAUUCAGUUGAUGAGAUCAGGAGGUCUAUUGGUGAGAUGGAUCAGAUAAAAGCUUCUAAUUUUGAGCUUAUGAUGAGUGAUAUACAGACUUGGGUUAGUGCUGCUUUGACUGACGAAACCACUUGCAGCGAUGGUUUUGAAGGUAAUAAAGUGAAUGGGAAAAUGGUGAGAAGCCGAAUUGUGAACAUUGCUCAUAUGACUAGCAAUGCCUUGUCUUUGAUCAAUAGCUAUGCUUCUGUUCAUGCUUAAUAAUUAU